AUGUCCCUCCCACGCCUCCUCACCGCCAUCAGGGCCCUCCCACCCACACCCUUCCGGACGACGGGACAGCCGCAACUCUUCGACGCGCUCGAGGGUAUCGUUGCGCGUACGCUCUCACUUCCCGCCGACGCGGGGGAUGCCGCGAUCGAGGCCAAGCAGGCGGGGAUGAGCGACAGCAUGCGCCGGCGAGUUAAGGCGGCUGAGGAUGCUUUGGGUGCCAUUGAGGCCAAUAAGGCUUUGGACAAGUACCCCACCUCGUACAACCUCCUCCACCCCGCCCACGACCCAGAGUACUACGAGCGUAUGCUCACAGGUGUGCGCCGCUCUCAGCAGGGAAUCGGGCGCAGCUGGUGGAAGCGCUUCUUCCAGGUGCGCGGGUCGGCGUAG
This is a messenger RNA of Cutaneotrichosporon cavernicola, 387 nucleotides long. RefSeq lists its product as uncharacterized. Lineage: Eukaryota; Fungi; Basidiomycota; Tremellomycetes; Trichosporonales; Trichosporonaceae. The record is from RefSeq and is a predicted model, not a curated record. The transcript is spliced from 2 exons. The coding region runs from base 1 to 387 and encodes 128 amino acids.